Messenger RNA from Phlebotomus papatasi, 2374 nucleotides. RefSeq lists its product as uncharacterized. Bases 290 to 2341 code for a protein of 683 amino acids. The record is from RefSeq and is a predicted model, not a curated record. The transcript is spliced from 2 exons. NCBI's taxonomy places the organism in Eukaryota, Metazoa, Arthropoda, Insecta, Diptera, Psychodidae.
GAGAAUGAGAAUGUCGAAAGAACGUGUGCUCAUAAUAUAUCUCCCAAGAGCAACAAGAAGAGAAAUACCGUACCUAAACGUGCGAAUGUGGAUGAACGUUAGUAAAUCAUAUGCCUAAAUAUUUUAUUACAAUACAAAGUUUUAUUUCUCUUUUCUUCAAUUUUUAGAACAAUUUUUUCAAAAUAUUGAAAAAAAGAGCGUUGCAGGAACAUCUUCUAGUUCUCAACUUCAACAAAGUCAAGACUGUAAAGAUCAGGAAGAAGAUUAUCAAGAAAUUGAAACACUCUUAAUGGAUAAUCCCAGACUUCACAUGAAUUCUCUUGUAAACCAACUCAAUCAUUUUGGAAUUCCGGAAACUCACAUUACUCAAAUUAUGGAAUCCUCGUAUAACCUGACAGAAUCUAUCUUUGAUGCCAUACUUUUUUUUCAUCAACGGGACAAAGCUUCACAAGAGAUGUUAGAUAUUAUUAAAGAAAUUCAUCUCAGUGUAGAGUCUGCAUAUAAUAGUGUGAGAAGCACAUAUUUAAGAAAACAGCUGUAUUCAAAGACGCAAUUUUACGUUCAUCCAGAAAUUAAGGGAUUACAACCUGACUGUAAGCUUUCUCCAAAGCAAAAUAAUUUUACUUACGUAUCAAUAGUUGAAACUUUAAAAAAAGUAUUAGAAAAUAAAGAUUACUUUAAUGCAGUUUUUAAAUCAAGUGAAAAUCAAGUCAGCGAAGAUAUCAUGACUUCUUAUAAAGAUGGAUUAAACUAUAAAAAAACGACGAAUUUUCACAAAGAUGAGUAUAAUUUGUUUAUACAAAUAUAUACCGAUGAAUUUGAAUGUGCAAAACACUCUAGAUUAUCUAAAACUAAACUUGGAGCAAUUUAUUUCACUUUAAAAAACUUACCAGAAUCAGUUGCUUCGAAAAUUGAAAAUAUUUUUCUUGUGGCUCUUUAUAAUUGUGAAUAUAUAAAAAGAGGAUCUGACCGUUCAUUUAAUGACAUUUGUAAACCAUUGAUGGAGGAAAUACUUUCUUUAGAGAAAACUGGAAUACUUGUAAAUGACCAUGUCAUAAAAGGCACAAUAGUGUCAAUUUGCAGCGACAAUUUAGGAGCGAACCAAAUUCUUGGAUUCGUAAAAUCUUUCAACAAAACUCAAUUUUGUCGCUUUUGUGUAUUUCCCGAAAAAGACUUUCAGAAAGUGUUUCAUGAAAAAAGUACUCGAAUUCGAACGAUGAAGGAUUACAUUGAAGAUGGCCAGAACAACACAAAUGGCGUAACACAUCGAAGCAUCUUUGCCGAUCUUACUUAUUUCGAUAUGUUUGAAAUUCUGACAGUGGACUGCAUGCACGACUUUUUGGAAGGAAUUUGUGCUUUUACAAUGACUAGUUUUUUAAAAGAAGCAAUGAAAUUCGACAAUAAUGUAAUACAAAAUCUAAACGAAAGGAUAAAGCACUUUUCUUAUGGAGAAGCAUUCAUUAGAGACAAACCAAGCCCCAUCGUAUUGGAUAAAAGUAAUCUUGGUCAGCAUGCAGCACAGUGUUGGUGCCUCAUUUCGCACUUCCCAUUCUUUAUGGAUGGUAUUACACCAACCACUUGCAAAGAGAAAAUGGAAGUUAUUUUUCAAUUAUUAGACGUGAUGUCAAUUGUAUUUGCGCCCAAAAUCAGCACUGGUCAGAUUUCAAUACUAGAAAUUCUAAUUUCUGACUUUUUAGAAAAUUAUACCACAUUUUUCGGACAUAUGAAACCAAAAUUUCAUUUACUUAUUCACUAUCCUAAUGUGAUACGCCGACUAGGACCCCCGACAACUUUCUGGUGCAUGAGAUACGAAUCCAAGCACAGAUUCUUCAUUCAAAUAGGAAAAAGGAUCACUUCAUUCAAAAACAUUUGCUACACAUUCGGUCUUCGGCAUCAGCAACACUUUACAGAGAAGGGGCUUAUUAUGCAAAAUGAAGUAAUAAAAGGUCCAGAAAAAAAAAUUCCGGCGAUUGAACUAAAUUGCAAAGGCAUUGUUUUGACUUCUCUUAAAAUAAAUUCUCAAACGACUGUGAACAAAUAUUCGUGGAUCCAAAAUAAUUUCAAACACAAGUUAGGAUCUUUUAUUUGUCAAGGUAUUGAUGAAAAUAAUGACUUUCCAAAGUUUUGCGAAAUAAUUGAUAUUUUUUCGAUUAAUGACGUCAUUUACUUUGGUGUGAAACUUUGGUCGACAAAAUAUUUUGAUAGAAGCCUCUAUGCAUAUAACGUAAAAGAGACAAAAGAUUUAGGUCUCCUAAAAAUGACUGAUUCGUUGCCGUAUUCAUUUGACGUUUAUUCUAAAUCAAUAGGCUAUUUUAUAAUUACAAAAUUCAAGUUAUUCUAAAUUGUAAAUAAAAGGUUAAAAAAGUUUUGGAAA